AAAUUGAAGAUAAAUUUUCAGAUGAUCUAAUAGAAGCCCUUUUUUAUGAUAAGCUAACAAGUACAAAACAAUCAGCUAAGAAUAAACAACAGAAGAUAAAGAACAAACCUAUGUCAUCAAGACUAGCAUUUAAUAGUGCACCUAUAGGAAUAACAGCUCUUACACCUAAUCAGAAAAUACAGUGGUCUUUAAUUUAG
Messenger RNA from Cetraspora pellucida, 197 nucleotides. Lineage: Eukaryota; Fungi; Glomeromycota; Glomeromycetes; Diversisporales; Gigasporaceae. The record is from the annotation of a GenBank genome assembly.